Molecule: messenger RNA, 4435 nt
Organism: Phacochoerus africanus (Common warthog)
Lineage: Eukaryota; Metazoa; Chordata; Mammalia; Artiodactyla; Suidae
Gene: ZNF446
Product: zinc finger protein 446
Exons: 7
Coding region: 643-2331 (562 amino acids)
Biological process (GO): regulation of DNA-templated transcription
Source: RefSeq, a predicted model, not a curated record
CGGCCCAAGAAAUAGCAACAACAACAACAACAAAAGACCAAAGACAAAAGUCACCCCGACUGGUUCUGGUACGGAAAGUAUGUAAAACAUGUCCCAUAAUCCUGGACAAAAACCACCCCUCGCUUUGCAGUACUGAUCCAGCUGAAGCCACGUGUGAGGCUAUAAAGGUGUAAAUCAUGGACAGUUUCCUCGUCAGUAGAUGGGUGUCCUUCCUGCAGUCCCCGCAUGUCCACAGGGCGCUCAGCGGUGGUCGAAUGAAGGUCCCCAGCGCCAUCCCCGCUGUAGAAAUUCCCGAGGAUGGCGGAGAAAGCCCGUGGGUUAGGCCAGCCUUCCCGGCAAGUUCCGGCCCCCUCCUGGGACCAUCUGGAGAGGAGAUUCGGAGGAACUACACCCCACAGGCAGCCACUUCCGGUCCCCGCAGAGAGCAGGGCAGCGCUCUGGACGUUGCCUUGGAAGCAGCUGGAGGCCGGCCGCGGUGCUCCAGGGGUUACCUAGGUGACGGCCGGGCGACUGGAAAGAAGCCUCAAGAAGGACGCUUGGGGAGGAGCCUGGGGCGAGCGCCAGCUCUGAUUGGCUGACGGGUCAACGCUACUUCCCCACCCAUCGCCUCGCUUGCCAAUAGGCGCCGGGCCUGUAGUGCACAUGCGCGGGAUCAGACGGUACCAUCCCUCUCGGCCGUCGCAUCAUCUCCCAGCAGUUCCCUGCAGUUUUCUGGAAGCUCUAUCAACAACUUGCCUCCAAGCCUUGGUUCACAAGGCUUCCUUCCGCUCUGUGACUCCUUCCUCCUUGAAGCUUUCCCCAACUCAGCCUCAAGCAUCCCCACACCAGGGUCCUCUUUGUCGCAGCCUCAGUCCCUGGGCUGGGCCUGUGUGCAUACAGGUGACUUACCCUGCCUGUGGGCUUGAGGCUGUCACCCUGACCCCUCCUAUCCUGCAAGUCCCUCUUGGUGGCUCCAGGAAGACUCGCAGCACAAUGCCAUCCACACUGGGUCCCCCGAGCCUCCCCUCUCUGGACUCCGAGGCCACCCUGGAGGAGCCCGAGGCAGCACGCCAGCGCUUCCGGGGCUUCUGCUACCAGGAGGCAGCCGGUCCCCACGAGGCCCUGGCCCAGCUGCGGGAGCUGUGCCACCAGUGGCUGCAGCCAGAGGCUCACUCCAAGGAGCAGAUGCUGGAGCUGCUGGUGCUGGAGCAGUUCCUGGGCGCUCUGCCCCCUGAGAUCCAGGCCUGGGUGCGGGGCCAGAGGCCAGGCAGCCCAGAGGAGGCUGCUGUUCUGGUCGAGGGUCUGCAGCAUGACCCUGGGCAGCUGCUUAGCUGGAUUACAGCGCACGUCCUGAAGCGGGCAGUGCUUCCAGCAGCACAGAAGACAGAGGAGUCUGUGAGGAGCUCCCACCCUUCAGAGCCAGUGGAGCCCCUCAGGGCAGCCUCUGGGGAGGGGUCCAAGGAUGGGCAGAUGGAGGGGGGUGCCCAUCUCAGCUGCAGUGUGAAGGAGGAGCCUGCUGGCUAUGGGCAGGAGACCGCACCCUCCAGCCCCCUAAACCCAGCCACGUCCCAUGAGGGGUGCCUCGAACGACAGGAACCGACCUCUGCGUCUUUCCACCCAUCCAGGAUUCAGACACGACGGCUGGGAGCGCACCUCCUGGAAGAGUGGGGCCUUCUGGACCCGUCACAGAAGGAGCUGUACUGGGACGCGAUGCUGGAGAAGUACGGCACGGUGGUCUCCCUGGCAGGGUUGCCGCGCACGCUUCCGGAGGCACUCGGGGAGUCGGAGCCCGAGGGGCUGAGCCCCGGACCGGAGGGACAGAGGAGCCUCCGCCCGGGUAAGGGACCGCCGGCCCCCGGCGGCUGGGGCCGGGAGAGGGGGUCUGGCGUCGCCGGCGACCUGGCUCUGCCACGUCUGCCCCCAGCAGGUGAAAGCGCGAGCUCAGGAGCGGAGGGGCCGUCCGGCCGCCCCGGGGCCCCGCCGCCCGCCGCCUGGGAGGGCCCGUCCGCCGCCGCGCCGCCGCCGCCGCCGCGGAGCAAGCCCUACACGUGCGCGCAGUGCGGCCGCGCCUUCGACUGGAAGUCGGUGUUCGUCAUCCACCGGCGCGCGCACGCCGACGCGCCCGGCGCCGAGACGCCGCCGCAGGCCCCGCCCCGGCGCGCGCCCCCGGGCCCGCGCAGCUACGCGUGCGAGGAGUGCGGCCGCAGCUUCAGCUGGAAGUCGCAGCUGGUCAUCCACCGCAAGAGCCACGCCGGCCAGCGGCGCCACCUCUGCGGCGACUGCGGCCACAGCUUCGACUGGAAGUCGCAGCUGGUCAUCCACCUCAAGAGCCACCGGCCCGAGGCCCCGUGAGCGCUGGAGCGGGCAGCCUCGCCCGGCCGUUCCGGCCCGCCCGGCUCCUCCACCUCGGCCCGGGGUUUCGGGGGCCACAGAGGGCGCCGGAGCAGGUCCGAGUCUGCGUCCGAGGACGGCCCCCUGCCCGGACACCCCGUGUCCCUUCAGAAGCCGCCGCUCCCUCGCCGCCGGCCUGCUUUACUGCUGAGCCCCGGCCCGCCACUCGGCCCAGGGGCGGCCCGGUGACCUCCACGCUCCUAGCUGAGCGCGACGCAGGCCGGCUGCGCUCCCUGUCUCUGCGAGCGCUCGACCUGAUGACCAGGCCCCUUCCCACCAGCGGCCUGGGCUGAGGUCUUUGUGGGGCCCGUGCAGAAAGGCCAGGAGAUCACAGCCUGCUUCUGUUUGCCGCCGGGUGGAAGGCUAAGAUUGUGCACUGUGCGUUUUUAACACAUCCCAGUUUAAGACUGAAAAGGUUCUGCGCAAGAAUCCUGACCUCUGGUCUCCGCUGGUCAGAGGAGCAGCACCUGCCCCGUCUGCCUGCCAGCAGGGGCUUCUGGGCCCGCGAGCAGCGUCAGGGUCUGGGCAGCUCUUCCGUGGCCCACACAUCCCUCCCUGGCUUUGUUGUCCAGGCUCUCGAGUCCCAGCCUGAAUGAACAUGAGAACAUGAAGGGGCCGUCUUUCCAGUAGGGAUGGACAAGCACGGCCUCCGGGAGCAGAUGCCACUUGGGCCACGCACGCCAGCAAGUCAGGGCUGCGUCCCCAAAGCCCAUGGAGCAGGAGGUGAGGAAGCCGCCUGCUGCCCGGGUGGCCCGUCUGGGUUCCUGGGCAGUCAUUCAGGACUUUGGCCAGUGGACUGUUAGACUUUGCAGGGUUGCAGACUUGUUGAAAAAAAAAACCCAAGUGUGUUCUCUGAGGGCUCUGAACUGGGUCUCACUAGGCUCAAAUCAAGGUGUGGGCAGGGCUGGUGCCUUCUGAAGGCCCUAAGCAGGGACCCACUUUAUGGCCUGUCUUCGCUCACAGACGCUGCCCCUCGGCUUGGUUUAUGGCCCCUUCCUCCGUCUUCAGAGCCAGCAGUGCAGGGUGGUCUCACGUUGCAUCCUCUUUGUGAGGAUCCCCGGGAUUGGGUCCGGGUUCACUGAGUGACCCGGGCUGAGCUCGCCCCAGAAUCACCUGUCGGCCACACCUGCACUCAUCUCGUGUCUGUGUCUCACGGUCGCCUUUGCGUGUGAGAUGACACGUUCACAGGCUCUGCGGGUAGGAUGUGGGUGUCUGGGAUGUUAUCCAGCCUUUCUCUGUCUCCUGGCAUUUUUUGGGGGGGGGGGUUUCAGGGAAACAGAUGCAUCCAAGGAAGGAACCUCUGCAGCCUCAGGCACAUGCAGGGGUGGCUGGGACUGCGGCUACUGGGCAGAGGUGGGGGACAGCUGGGCUGGGGACCUUGCUGCAGCCUGAGACGGGAGGCAGAAGCCUCCAUCCCCCAGUCUUCUGAGGACCUUUGACCUGCUGCACACACGCAGGCCCGGGAAGCACAGCAGCCAGGCUGGAGACGGAACGGGGCGCAGGUGAUCUGGUUUCAGAGUCCAAGCUCGUACCCCUCACUGCACCGUUGUUGGAGGAGGAGAGACCAGUUGUUGGAGGGAGCAGUGGCAGCUUCGUUCACAAAGCAGCCGACCAAGGAGAUGGUGGGCUUGGGUCCCAGACAACCCCCUGCUUUUGUACUGGAAGGGGAGGGAGCAACGGCAGACAUUUCCCAGCUCCCUCCUGCCUGGGAGCCGCUGUGUUGCCGUCUUCCUGUCUUCCUGCACGGCUCCCCGGGUGGGCCUGGUCAGGCUGCUUCCUGGGAGCUUAAACAGGGUACUUUAGCUAAUUGCUGGUUGCCUGGAGGCAGAGUUCCCAGAGAUGGGCCCUUAGGUGUGGUUUAAGCUGUGGUGAUGAAGCCUGUAGUAGCACAAAGAGGUCUCCCCUCUUACAAUAGGGUUGGCAAGCAGGAGGCCAGAUCCAUGUUGGGGCCCUGGAGGUAGAGGGCAGAGCGGGGCUGGGUGCCCCGGAAAGGAGAGCCGGGUGUGAAGGUGCCGAGGGAGAGCAGGCUGCGGUUUCCUAAUAAAGUUUUUCGUAUUUAAAAGCA